CAUUUUUAUUACCAGAAUUACACUCAUAAUUAUCUAUUAUCUGUGCUGAAAACAAUUUUCUCAUUACUGCCAGUAUAUUGCACAUGCCAACAAGUUGUAUGCAAACUGUUCCUUUGCCAUAUCAGGACUCAAUAGCCUCAUAGUAGCUUCAUGUCUAUCUACUUCCACAGUAACAAAAGGAAACAAACCAUGAGGCCAUGGCACUUCUAGUGACAUGUGGCUUUGGACGGGUUGCGGUACGACAGAGCAAACUGCUCCUGACUUCUAACAAAGAACAGUUCAGUCAGAAGUUCAGAUCAAUAAGCCCUGCUGACAGAUAUAAAGCAUAUCAAGAAGCCUUUGAGGGGGACAUAUUGUAUCAUUUGACUUUUGAUGAAUUCUGCAGAAGUGCGACACACAUUGACAAAGUCUUCAAUGCCUGGAAUAGCCCAGAAAACAAAGCCAAGUUCCUUGACCACUUCGGACAUGAUAAGUGGAAAAGACUAAGUUCACAUGGAAAGGGGAAACACACUCUGCAUGGUCCAUGUAAAGGGUGCUUUACUGAGCACAAGGCUUUCUGGGAUCUCUUCAACAAGUGUGUAAAAUGCCCAAGGACAAGGAAGAUCUUGGGAAGUCCAGAACUCGAGUUGGAUUCACCCAGCCUCACUGUUCAAAGAGAAGGAGCAAGACAACUGAUAGGGCAGGUGGACAAAAUCUGCAGGAAGCAGUACAAGCGCCCUCUCACAGAAAUUCUUCCAGACAUGAACAGUUUGACAAGAGAACAGAAAAGGUCAAAGCGGAGAAAAAUCAUGUUUGAAGCAAGGGAACAAAUUCAGAAGGCUGCCAUGAAGAGGAAUAGAGACCUGGAUGUCACAUUUGGCAGUGGAGAGUCGCUGAACUCCCGGAAACAUCGAAGACUCACAGAGGAGUUUGAGAGCAGACAAGAGGCAGAAGAGAGGACGAAGAGAAGAAAAGACAAAGAGGCAAAGGGAAUACUGAAACCCAAGGACAGACUGGGAAACUUUGGUGUCUUUGGGGACUUUGAUCGGGAAGGCCUGAAGCAAGAAGUCCUAGCAUAUGAGGAUGGGACAGAAGUCACCUGGAAGCACCUAGCCAUCAAAUAUGGCGUCAAAGACAAAGACGGAAAACUGCCAGGAAAUGCUGGGCAGUUAGUAAAGCUGUGGUUGCAGAGUGAAGGCGUAGACACCAAGAGGUUUGAGGCAAGGACGGAGCAGGAGAGGGUCCGGAAAGCGAGGGUGCGGGUGGGAAGUGAUCCAAAGAUAACCGCGCCCAAGAAACGCACAGAGUCUCAGCUAAGGGAGGAGUUGAAAGUACUCAUCACAGAGGGACAGGUCCCAAUAGGAGAAUUCAUUGUGCCAAAACAGUAUAAGACAUAUUUCCUUGACAAAGCAACAAACAAGAUAAAAACGAAGGCCACCUUCAUUGAAGGAAGAAAGCGUCCGCUGCAAGAGAUCCGACAGCAUCUCCUGAAGAAACAACAGCCUUUCUUGCGGGAAGCAAGUAACUAUGACAGCAUGACCUUUGAAGAAAUGGUGAAGAGGCUGGAAGACCUGGGAGAAGACACUGAUGGGGAAACAGAGGAAGAGUUGAGGGAGCAUUUGGAGGCGGUUGAGAGCACAAGAUCCAACUUUUACUGGGAAGACGGCUCCAGUCUGGCAAAUCACGGUUGCAUACUAUACCUGGUAGGGACACUAUACGAUCCUGCAGUGUUCUUAACAAACAAAGAGUACUUUGAGAAAUACAAAGUACAUGUAUCAGUCCAAGCUGAGGUGGAGAAGCCAGAACUCUACAUCAUAGCCCGAAGUGGUGGAUCAGAUGAGGAGCAGUUACUGUACGCUGAGACAAGACGCGAUGAUUUGCCUUGUCUGUCUCUUCCAGUCCAGACGGAAGAUGGACGCAGCAUCAGAGAUAGACUACGUCUCGUCAAGGGAGAUCAACUAUCCCGCUCAUUCGAGUUUGGGCAGCAGCGUGUGGGCCACUAUUCAUGCACCUGUAUGGUGGAUAUGCGGAUGAUUCCAGAUUUCUGGCAGUGCUGUCACUUGGAAAAUGUCACUACCAAUAUCAAGGACAGACAGGAGUUCAUCAUGGAGGGGCCAGUGACAUCCAAGAAAGCACCACUUUCCAUUCCUGACCCCUUCCACACAAUGACGAAGGAGGAGAUGAAGGAUGAGUUAACGUACAGAGGCACAGUCUCCUAUACAGAAGCUGAGAAAAUGACAAAAAAGGAGCUCAGCGACAAUCUAAAGCACAUGCUUCAUGGGACCAAAAGAGUCCCCACACUACUGUACAAGAAUCCCACACAAAAUGUUGAAGACCUUAACCUACAGUACCUAGAAGAAACUGGAAGUGAACCUAUGCACGAUCUAUGCAACCACACCAAAAAUGUUCUAGAAGAACUGCAGUCCAGAGAAACAAAUCAUGUAUCUGAGAUCAUCAAAAGUGUGAAAGAAGCCCUCCUCAAUAGCAAAGAUGUAGUAAGAGCAUCAGAUGUGCGGCUUGCCCUGCUGGUACUUCUCCAUGAACUCAAGGCUGAUGGCAAAGCAAGUCUUCAAUCCAUCCAGCUCAUCCAAACACUAGCAGACAUGCAGCAGCUCUGCUACGCCGAUGCAGAAGACCGCUCCAUUACAACCGUGUUCAGAAUGGCCAACAUCAUGUUUGCACACCAUCUGAUGAUGAAGGAGUGCUUCCCAGGGAAGCCACUCACAAUGACAUCCAGAAAGCUUUGGGGACACUACAUUCAUUCCCUAAGGGACCACAUUCCAAUCAACUUCAGAGUGGUGCCCAUUAGCUCCACCAUGGCUGAAAAUGAAGAGAGGCAGUUCAGCACGCUGAAACGAAUCACAAAAUCCUCAGCAAGCUACUCAAAACCAGGGCACAUUAUCUCCAACCUCUUUGUCAGGACACACUACCAGCAGAAGACAGCAACAACCACCAACAAGCAACAACAAAACAAGAUUUCGCAAGCAGCAAGGGCCAUUUCGAAGGACAGAACGACAAUCCCUACCAACUUGCUAAAAAAGUACCCCAGGGCUGCUCAAACACACUGCGAAAGAAUUGCAGACUUUCUGCUCCCAGGCUAUGGGGUGCACUGGCACAUCGAGGAUGACCAGCUAAUCUUCCAUGAUGGCCCUGAAGACAAACCAAAUCCACUACAUGGCCCAAAGCUGCAACACUUCCGUUCCUCAACAAUCCAGCAUCAACACAAGUAUCUACAAGGGAAAUGGAAGCAGUGCCUUGAACAGCGGGUCCCAGUUCCACUCAGCACACUCUGGAUGUACGAAGGGCAAAGGCUUGUGAAGAAAGCAAAGAUGCCAUUCCUAGAAGCCGAGUAUAGCUUUAGCCCCCAGUCGUAUCUCGACAUGCCAUCAUCUCCAGAUGAUACUGCCAACGAAGUAGAGGAUGAAAGCAAAGACGAGGAUGGGGAGGACGGCGACAAGGUGGAGGAGGAAGAGGAGGAGGAGGAACAGGAGGAGGAGGAAGAAGUCAUCAUCAGAGUGGACAGUAUAGAUGAGAUGCCAGACCUGGAGGAGGAAAGCAGUGCUGGUGCAAGCAACAUGGGAUCCUGUGCUCUACCAACAAAGCCAUCCCCAAGCGUCAACAUGCCAGAGCCCCAGACUCCAGGCAGAACUCGUUCAGACCAGUCACCAUGUCAUACCAGUACCAUGACUAGGAGCAUCAUCAUGUCCACGCCUGCAAGGACCAGCAGAACUUAUGAGGCAGUGAGAAGUGUCGCCAUGACUCCACCAACUACUCCAAGUGUCACUGUGGAAAGCAGAAAUGGAAAUGAGCCCAGCAGCAACACAACACCAAGCAGCACCAGCUUGUUGACACCACCAGCAACUGUGAGCAAAAUCAGGGAGGAUCCAAAUGUCAAGUGGAAGACAAAGCUGGGGAGUGCCCUCGCUGUGGUGCUGGGCGAUGUCCCCAUAGUCAACCGCGUUGACAGGAUGAAGGCCAAACUGAAGAUGUCACCGCGGAAUACAUUCGCCCGAGUUCAGUACAACAAGAGUGUAGCUGAAGUGUCAGGUGUACUGAGUAAACAGUUACGUGAAGACAGAAAAAGUUUUGAGGAUUGGGAGAAAAGCUUCAUGGUUACAGAGGGCAGGUUCCCAACAAUGUCAGACAUCAAGCUAAGUGAGGUUGCCUCUGCAGAAGAAAAACGUAUUAAGUAUGCAGAGCACCUGUUGAGAACUUUUGGUGUUAACUUGUAUGUAUAA
This is a messenger RNA of Branchiostoma belcheri (Belcher's lancelet), 4217 nucleotides long. RefSeq lists its product as uncharacterized. The coding region runs from base 198 to 4217 and encodes 1339 amino acids. The record is from RefSeq and is a predicted model, not a curated record. NCBI's taxonomy places the organism in Eukaryota, Metazoa, Chordata, Leptocardii, Amphioxiformes, Branchiostomatidae. The transcript has 5 exons.